AUGAAGCUCGCCAAGGCCGCCGCCCAGCAGCUCAUGGGCGUGGUCAUCGAGUAUGACGUGCUGUGCAGCACACUGCUGGGCAAGUCCGCGGCGGCGCAGGCGGAGCAGACGCGCCGCAAGCUGGCGGCGGAGAAGGCGCGCCAGCAGCGCGAGGAGCGCUUCGGGUCCUUGCUCUUCGGCGCCAGGAGCAUCAAGUCGAUGCUGGUGAGCGACGUGCGCGGGCUGCUCAAGGACCUGAACGAGGACUCGACCGGCAAGCCGUGGGUGGUCAAGGAGCGGCUGCAGAACACGCUGCAGGGUCUGCCGAGCCAGAUUCUGGACAGAGUCACGGGCUCGGACGAGAAGGAGCAGGCGGCGGCGGGCAAGAGCGAGGACGAGAUUUACCUGGAGAAGCAGCUGCAGUCGGCGUCCGAGGAGCUGGCGAGGAUGAAGCAGAAGAAGGAGGAGGAGCGGCAGGAGCGAGAGCAGUGGAGCAGCAAAGGCUUCGGAGUCAAGAGCGGCUGUCAGGCCAGCUCGCUCAGGGACAAGUACCUGGACAAAAUCAACAAGCUGAAGGAGAAGAAGAAGCAGGAGAGCGCGAGCAAGACGAGCGGAUUGGAGGAGGUUGUGGGGGCGACUACCACGUCAGCUGGACUGUCCACGUGGGUCGUGAACGACGGAGCCAACGAAGUGCUGGUGCGCUACUCGGACCUGCGCGGGUUGUUCAAGGCCGUGAUCCCGCCGCGUGACCCGCUGCAAGAUGUACAGUACAAUUUCUUCCUGAAGGAGAUGGUGGGCCAAUUCGACAUGUUCCUGCCGAAGGAUGAGCAGGACAAGUUCCCCGACCCGAAGCCGAUUCUUCACAUUUGUGACGAGUUCGGCUUGAAGCCGGCCGACGUCUUGGUGCUCGCGCGACACGCACCCACCAUCAAAGCCGCCAAGGCGGCUGGAACGCACGUGUGCCACUACAUGCCCGGUGACAAGGCCAUCCCGAACCACACAGCGCACUAUCAUCUCACGCACCUGAGCGAGUUCCAGCACCUGAUCGAGGACUUCAACGGCGUGUCCUACCGCGACAAGAUCAAGAUGGGCUCCAUCGAGUUCUAA
Molecule: messenger RNA, 1086 nt
Organism: Phytophthora sojae
Lineage: Eukaryota; Oomycota; Peronosporomycetes; Peronosporales; Peronosporaceae
Exons: 6
Coding region: 1-1086 (361 amino acids)
Source: RefSeq, a predicted model, not a curated record